Cooperia oncophora is the source of this 645-nucleotide messenger RNA. The record is from the annotation of a GenBank genome assembly. NCBI's taxonomy places the organism in Eukaryota, Metazoa, Nematoda, Chromadorea, Rhabditida, Trichostrongylidae.
AUGGCAGAGGCAGCCAGAGCUAAAGCCGCAGAGGUCCGCGACAAAAUCGCCAAUGCGGAUUACAGGGGAAUGGCUAAUCAGGCUGGAGAAACUCUCAAAAAUACUGCUGGGUGGGCCAAAGAAGAGGCUGGAGAGCUCCUGGAAGAUGUGAGUGAUAACGAGUACGUGCAAUCGGCUAAAAGAAAAGUGAGUGAGACAGGAGAAGAGCUAGCAGAUGGAGCCAGAGCUAAGGCCGGAGAAAUCAAAGACAAAAUCACUAAUACGGAUUACAAGGAAAUGCUCAAAGAAAAGUUAAGCCAAGUUGGAAAUAGUCUCAAAAGAGCUGCUGGAUGGGCUCAAGAAGAGGCUGGAGAACUAGUGGAAGAUGUGACUGAAAACGAAUAUGUGCAAGGGGCUAAGAGAAAAGUGAGCGAGACAGGAGAAGAGAUAGCAGAUUCAGCCAGAGCUAAGGCAGGUUCAGCCAGAGCUAAGGCCGGAGAAAUCAAAGACACAAUCACUAAUACGGAUUACAAGGAAAUGGCUAAAUCGAAGUUAGGCCAAGUUGGAAAUACUCUCAAAAGAGCUGCUGGAUGGGCUCAAGAUGAGGUAGAUACGAUUAUAGGACGCUACAGUUAUUCUCACUUCUGCGCUCUAGAUGGUACAUAA